GCAGUUCAGUGAGAGUGGACAGUGAGCUGAGUUGAUCUGGCGCAUUCAAACAGCUUCGAACACUCAAGAUGCGCGUCCGUCUCUAUUGGAUUCUUUUCGUGACAUCUUUGGCUCCAUCUAUUCUGUCGAGUCUGCACCCAGACUGCGAGUAUAUUUUACAGCUGGAGAGAGAGGAGCGGCGUUGUCUUCAAUAUAUCACAGAGCACGACAACAACCACAGUACACUAGGUUGUUUACCGUUCUGGGACUCUGUGGUGUGCUGGCCAUAUGCUGCGGUUGGGGAGAUGGUCCACACAGCCUGUCCUGCUGUCUUCUCUCUUUUUGGGAAUAACACAGCAGGAUCAGUCAGCCGAAACUGCACCAGCAUCGGAUGGUCGCGACCCUUCCCCCCGUACCACAUAGCCUGUAGUGUGGGCGACGACAUUCACAUUCCAGAGGAGUCCUACUUUGCCACUGUCAAGCUGAUCUACACCAUCGGCUACGGCACCUCCCUGGUCUUCCUCUCCAUCGCCGUGGUGAUCCUACUGCUCUUCAGGAGGCUUCACUGUGCCAGGAACUACAUUCACAUCCAGCUGUUUGUCACCUUCAUGCUAAAGUCGGUGGCUGUGUUUAUCAAGGACGCCAUACUCUUCGCCAGCGACGACACCAACCACUGCACCUUCUCCACCGCAGCCUGUAAGGCAUCGGUAGCCUUCUGUCACUACUGUGUCAUGACUAACUUCUUCUGGCUCCUGGUUGAGGCCCUCUACCUCAACUCACUGCUCCUCUCCUCCUUCCACCACUACCACCGCUGCCUCUGGGGCUUUGGCCUGCUGGGCUGGGGUGUACCCAUCGUCUUCACAGUCAUAUGGAUUGGGUCCAGGGUGUAUUUUGAAGAUACUGAAUGCUGGGACAUCAAUGAGGACUCCCCCUAUUGGUGGAUCGUAAAAGGGCCAAUUGUUGUUUCUAUCGGGGUCAAUUUCAUCCUCUUUAUGAACAUCAUCAGAAUCCUGAUACAGAAACUGAACCCUCGUCUGAUCCAGUUCAAUAACUCAGACCACUACAGACGGCUGACUAAGUCAACCCUCCUCCUCAUCCCCCUCUUCGGGACCCCCUACAUGGUGUUUAACUUCCUACCUGACUACUUCAGUGUUAGCAUGCGCCUCUGGAUCGAGCUCUGCAUGGGCUCCUUUCAGGGGCUGAUUGUAGCGAUUCUCUACUGUUUUCUCAAUCAAGAGGUCCAGAAGGAGAUCCAUAUGAGGUGGCUGAGGUGGCAGGAUAAGAGCUACGGAGUGGUACUGCCCGGUGCCAAGGGAAGUCAUAUGGACACACCUUUCUAGUGCCACACUCUUCAUCCACCUCCUCCUCCUCCAUUCUCCAACCUCUAUAUGUGUGUCUUUCGGAGGGGUUGGAAUAAAGCAGAAGUUUCCAUUGGACAAUAGUCAUAUUCUUCUACUCCUUCCUGUGGCCUCCACACAUUGAUUAUGUAUUUUUAGAAGGAGAGGGUGAUGUACAUUGUGUCCCUAAAACAUCAAAUGUUCCCAUCAUCACAAUCUCAUUGCUAAAGGGACCACCACUGGGUUCAUCUAUUGUGUCCAGCUCAAGAUGAACUGUUGCAGCACUGUGAAAUGCUCUUCCUCCUCCUCCUCUUCCCCCUCCUCCUCCUCUUCCUCCUCUUCCUCCUCAUCUUCCUCUUCC
Coregonus clupeaformis (lake whitefish) is the source of this 1677-nucleotide messenger RNA. Its product is annotated as growth hormone-releasing hormone receptor-like. Lineage: Eukaryota; Metazoa; Chordata; Actinopteri; Salmoniformes; Salmonidae. Gene Ontology annotation, molecular function: G protein-coupled peptide receptor activity; peptide hormone binding; growth factor binding. Gene Ontology annotation, cellular component: plasma membrane. Gene Ontology annotation, biological process: adenylate cyclase-activating G protein-coupled receptor signaling pathway; cell surface receptor signaling pathway; positive regulation of cell population proliferation. Bases 69 to 1319 code for a protein of 416 amino acids. The record is from RefSeq and is a predicted model, not a curated record. The transcript is spliced from 13 exons.